CCCCGCAUCACCCAGUAGCUAAGGGGAAACGAAAACAAAGCCGAUUUCUCCUUGGCAACAAGAGAUACCCCCUCCCACCCCCCUUCCUUUUCCCUUCUGGUUCUGAACGUGAAACCCUGUUGGAAACAGGUCUCUUGACCUCGCCCUUGACAUUCAAAUGGCUGAAUGGAGGAGAGAUUGCUACUCGCACGUCUUGGGGGCUUUUUCCCCUCUCUCCCCCCUCUUUCUUUCAAAUGAGUAAUCCCUGAAGAUCCUAACCCCCCAGUCUCAUCACCCUCACCCCCCCCUUCCUGAGGCUCCUCUGCGCUCUCCUGCCUGUUCCCUCCGCUGCUCCCCCUCCCUUUUUAUUUGCAUGUCAAGUCCAAAAGGCAGAAAAUACACACGCGGCGGAGAGCCCGGCGGCCGCGGAGGCUCCGGCCCGUCCUUGGUCGUCAGUUACCUCGUCGUGGAUCUGCCCAGGGCCAAGGGGGCCGAAACUGCCGGGCGCCGGCCGGAGAGAGCCUUUUGAUCAGCUUAAGGGGCGGGGGAAAAAAAGGACCGAAUUUUUCUUUCCCGUCGCUCUCAGGAUCGCUCUUCUGCCUUUAUUUUAUUGUUUUGGACAUUUCCGAGCGCCGUGGAUUGGACGGUGCUUUUUGUUUCAUCGCUGGGUUUUAAUAUUUUUUCCUCCUUCACCCCUCUCUGGCCACUAUGGAAUUCUAAUUUGAACCAUGUUUGGAUUGAAGCCGCCUCUGUAUUACUUACCAGGCAUGAGCCAUGAGCCCAAGUCCCCCUCACUAGGGAUGCUAUCCACCGCGACCAGGACCACCGCCACCGUCAGCCCCCUCACCCCCUCGCCGCUCAAUGGCGCCCUGGUGCCCAGCGGCAGCCCCGCUGUCAGCAGCGCGCUGUCGGCCCCGGCCGCCCCGUCCUCCAGCUUUGCGGCCGCGCUGCGCAAGCUCGCCAAGCAGGCGGAGGAGCCCAGAGGGUCCUCACUGAGCAGCGAGUCGUCCCCCGUGUCUUCUCCGGCCACCAACCACAGCUCCCCCGCCAGCACGCCCAAGCGAGUGCCCAUGGGCCCCAUCAUCGUGCCCCCUGGGGGCCACAGCGUCCCCAGCACACCCCCCGUGGUGACCAUCGCCCCGACCAAGACCGUCAAUGGCGUCUGGAGGAGCGAGAGCCGGCAGGACGCCAGCUUGAGGGGCAGCGGCGGCCGGGAGCGCCUCAUUGUGGAGCCCCCUCUGCCCCAGGAGAAGGCUGGCGGCCCGGCCCUCCCCUCCCACCUACUCAGCACCCCCUACCCCUUCGGCCUGUCCCCCAGCUCCGUCAUGCAGGAUUCCCGCUUCCCACCGCUCAACCUGCAGCGGCCGGUGCAGCAUCAUGUGGUACCCCCCAGCACCGUGACUGAGGACUACCUGAGGAGCUUCCGGCCCUACCACACCCCCGAGGACCUCCGCCUGUCCUCCAUGCCACCACUCGGCCUGGACCCAGCCACCGCUGCAGCCUACUACCACCCCAGCUACCUGGCCCCGCACCCCUUCCCCCACCCGGCCUUCAGGGUGGAGGACUCGUAUUGCCUGUCCACGCUGAGGUCCCCGUUCUACCCCAUCCCUGCUCCUGGCUCCCUGCCCCCGCUGCACCCCUCUGCCAUGCACCUCCACCUCUCCGGGGUUCGCUACCCCCCUGAACUCGCGCAUUCGUCGCUGGCAGCCCUGCAUUCGGAGCGGAUGUCUGGCCUCAGCGCUGAGAGGCUGCAGAUGGACGAAGAGCUGAGGCGAGAGCGUGAACGGGAACGUGAGCGGGAGGCCGACCGUGAGCGGGAGAAGGAGCGUGAGCGUGAGCGGGAGAAGGAGCGUGAGCGGGAGAAGGAGCGUGAGCGGGAGCGCGAGCGGGAGAAGGAGCUGGAGCGGGAGCGCGAGCAACGGGCCCGAGAGAAGGAGCUGCUGGCCGCUAAGGCGCUGGAGCCCUCCUUCCUGCCUGUGGCCGAGCUGCACGCGCUGCGCAGCCAUGUGCCCGAGGAGCGGGUCAAGCCCUCUGAGCAGCUGACCCCGACACGAGCAGAGAAGCUGAAGGAGGCGGGCCUGCAGGCGCCCAAGCCCGUGCAGCACCCCCUGCACCCCACGCCAGCCCCGCACCACCCUGUGCCCAGCCUCAUCUCCAGCCAUGGCAUCUUCUCCCUGCCGGGCAGCAGCGCAGCCACAGCCCUGCUCAUCCAGCGCACCAACGAGGAGGAGAAGUGGCUGGCGCGGCAGCGGCGGCUGCGGCAGGAGAAGGAGGACCGGCAGUCGCAGGUGUCGGAGUUCCGGCAGCAGGUGCUAGAGCAGCACCUGGACGUGGGCCGGCCCCCGGUGCCCACGGAGGCGGCGCACAGGCCCGAGAGCCCGGCGGGGACGGGGACGGGCAGGCCUGGACCGAACCGGCACGAGGCAGGCAGCCGGGACCCUGCCCCCCCGCCUCUCAUCUCACCCAAGCCCCAGCAUCACACUGUGCCCACAGCCCUCUGGAACCCGGUGUCCCUGAUGGACAGCACCCUGGAGACGCGGCGGGCCGAGAGCCACCCCCUGCAAACCCACCCAGCCACGUUUGAGCCAGGCCGGCAGGCCGCCGUGCCGCUGGUGAAGGUGGAGCGGGUCUACUGCCCUGAGAAGGCGGACGAGGGGCCCCGGAAGCGCGAGGCCGUGCCCCUGGACAAGUACGCACCGCCACGGGAGGCGGGGAGCCUGGAGCACCAGGCCUUCCCCCAUGGGCCCGGGCCCUUCCUGGCUGAGCUGGAGAAGUCCACACAGACUGUCCUGGGCCAGCAACGGGCCUCCCUCCCACAGGCAGCCCCCUUUGGGGAGCUCAGUGGGCCCCUGAAGCCCAGCUCGCCCUGCCGGCACCAGGCACCGCGGGCCCCUGACUCCGCCUACGUCUACGAUGAGUUCCUGCAGCAGCGGCGGAGGCUCGUCAGCAAGCUGGACCUGGAGGAGCGCAGGCGGCGAGAGGCCCAGGAGAAAGGGUACUACUACGACCUCGACGACUCCUACGACGAGAGUGACGAGGAGGAGGUCCGGGCCCACCUCCGCUGCGUGGCCGAGCAGCCGCCCCUCAAGCUGGACACAUCUUCAGAGAAGCUAGAGUUUUUGCAACUUUUUGGCUUGACCACCCAACAGCAGAAGGAGGAGCUGGUGGCCCAGAAGCGGAGGAAGCGGCGGCGGAUGCUGAGAGAGAGAAGCCCGUCGCCCCCGACGGUGCAGAGUAAGCGACGGACACCUUCACCCAGGCUGGCCCUGUCCACCCGCUACAGCCCCGAUGAGAUGAACAACAGCCCCAACUUCGAGGAGAAGAAGAGGUUCCUCACCAUCUUCAACCUGGCCCACAUCAGCGCCGAGAAGAGGAAAGACACAGAGAGGCUUGUUGAAAUGCUCCGUGCCCUGAAGCAGAAGGCACACGCGCCGGCGGACUCCACACACUCUCCGAGGGACAGUCCUGCCGUCUCUCUGAGUGAGCCAGCGACACAGCAAGCCUCUGUGGACGCAGAUGGGCCUGUCACUAUUGCUGCUGCUUUGUCCGAAGUCCCAAAGGCCGGGGAGGCUGGGAGCCAGCCCCGGCCCCAGGAGCUACUGCGAGCCCCAGAAGCAGCUCCUACCAGCGGUGAGAGGGUCAGGCUGAGCGAGGCCCCCGGGGGCAAGAAGAGUCUGAGCAUGCUCCAUCAUAUCCGGGGAGCAGCGCCCAAGGACGUUCCCGUGCCGCUGUCCCACAGCAUCAACGGGAAGAACAAGCCAUGGGAGCCCUUCAUGGCGGAGGAGUUUGCACAUCAGUUCCACGAAUCCGUGCUGCAGUCCACGCAGCAGGCUCUGCAGAAGCACAAAGGGAGCGUGGCCGUGCUGUCUGCGGAGCAGAACCACAAGGUCGACACAGCCGUCCACUACAACAUCCCUGAGCUGCAGGCCUCCAGCCGGGUCCCUCUGCCCCCGCACAACGGGCAGCAGGAGCCUCCGGCCUUGAGGAAGGGCCCGCCCACGCAGGAGACGGACCGGGACUCGGGAGAGGACUAUGAGGACGACGAGGAGGAGGACGACGAAGCCCCCAGGCACAAGUGGCAAGGGAUUGAAGCAGUCUUUGAAGCUUACCAGGAACACAUAGAAGAGCAAAACCUGGAGCGGAGGCAGGUGCUGCAGACCCAGUGCGGGCGGCUGGAGGCAGAGCGCUACAGCCUCAGCCUGACGGCCGAGCAGCUCUCCCACAGCGUGGCGGAGCUGAGAAGCCAGAAGCAGAAGAUUGUGUCCGAAAGGGAACGGCUCCAGGCGGAACUGGACCACUUACGGAAGUGCCUUGCCCUGCCCGCGAUGCAUUGGCCCAGGGGCUACUUCCAGGGCUACCCUAGGUGACGCCUUCCCUUGCACUAGG
This is a messenger RNA of Tupaia belangeri chinensis (Chinese tree shrew), 4365 nucleotides long. RefSeq names its product Gse1 coiled-coil protein (gene GSE1). The record is from RefSeq and is a predicted model, not a curated record. NCBI's taxonomy places the organism in Eukaryota, Metazoa, Chordata, Mammalia, Scandentia, Tupaiidae.